CUUGGCGGCGGCGGCGGCGGCGAUGAGCGGGUCGAACCCCACGGCGGCCGGUGCGGGCCCGUUGGCCCCGGGCAAAGAGGAGAAGAAGAAGUGUGGCGGCGGCGUCCUCAACCGCCUGAAGGCCCGGAGGCAGCUCCACGCCUCCGCGCACGACGAGGGGGGCGGCGGCGGCGGCGGGGGGUCGGAGCCGCAGCGGGUCCCGCCGCUCACCGAGCAGGACCUGCUGGCGCUCGACACCAUCAGCCCCGAGCACGUCCUGCGGCUCGGCCGGGUCACCGACAAUUAUCUAUGCAAGCCCGAAGACAACAUCUACAGUAUUGAUUUUACCCGAUUCAAGAUCCGAGAUCUGGAGACAGGGACGGUCCUUUUUGAGAUUGCCAAGCCUUCUGCCUCAGACCAAGAUGAGGAGGAAGAGGACGAGGAGGAUGGUGGUGAAGUGGACACCAGUGCAGGACGUUUCGUUCGCUAUCAGUUCACUCCAGCAUUUCUCCGUCUCCGGACUGUCGGUGCCACGGUGGAGUUCACCGUGGGAGACAAGCCUGUGUCAAACUUCCGGAUGAUCGAACGGCAUUACUUCCGGGAGCGCUUGCUGAAGAACUUCGAUUUUGAUUUUGGCUUCUGCAUCCCCAGCAGCCGGAACACGUGUGAACACAUCUAUGAAUUCCCUCAGCUCUCCGAGGAUGUCAUCCGUCUGAUGGUCGAGCACCCGUACGAGACCCGCUCCGACAGCUUCUACUUUGUGGACAACAAGCUGAUCAUGCACAACAAGGCAGACUAUGCCUACAACGGGGGCCAGUAGCCACGGCGUUGGGAGCGGAGGGCGACGGGCUGCAGCGACUCGCUCCGGGCACAAGGCACAUUCCCGCCCCACUCCGCAGCUUUUCGCCAGACAGACCUCCGGAGACCCAACCCCAAGAAGGAGAGGCCGGGGUGAUAACUUUUCUUCCACAAUGGGGGAGAGACUUUAAGCAGGGUUAGCCUCCCCAUCCCCAGCGUUCUCUCUUCCCCGCCUCCCGUCUGUCUCUGUUCUUCGAGUCCCUCUAGGUGAAAGGUUAGGAUAAGACCCUUUCAAUCCAGUUAAAGGAGACAUUUGUUUCCAUUUGAGAGUAGCUGUGGCCGAGCGUUUGUGCCGUUCUUUGAUGGUGUCCCCCUCCCUGGCCCCUGCCCUCCGGGGGCGGCGGUCAGCGGACAGGUUGGCUAGCUGUGCCCAGCUGCUGAGAUCCUGGUGGAAGUCUGACAUGGAGGCCUCCCUCUCGGUCAUUCCUGUGCCCUGUGUGAUGCUGCCAUUUUCACAGCCUGUCAGCGGGCUGGUUACUCCCAAAUCUCCUGACCGGAAAGAGGCUGGUUGAGGAGGGUCCCCGAGCCGGGGAAUGCUGCCUAUCAGAGAGGGUCAGCUCCUGAGGCCCGGAGCCAGCACUGCCUUUGCCCGUUUGGGAUCUGAUGAAGACCUGAGGGCGGGGAAACGAGGGUUACGGUCUUCCCGCCGGGAGGGACCCUCCUGCCUCUGUCCCUAGAGCUGAGGAAGGAGCUUUGGGCCCGAGGCUGGCUCGGCUUUCUUUACUUCCCCUAGCUCCUCGAAUGUCAGUUAUGGUGUUGGCGGUAGGUUUGCUUUCUUCCAAGGGGUCUGGAAGGGAAACACAGGCCGGCCCCACUGUGUCUGAUUCCAAAUUUUCCAUGAGAGGUGCUAGAAUCUGACCACGGUGUCCCUGGUUCAUCCGCUUUGAGGCUAGCCUUGCAAAAGAAUCAACCCAGCCUCCGGGGCCUCUCCUGGGCUCCAGGCUGGUAGGAAGCCGGGGGACUAACUGUUUUCAAGGCAAGGGGUGUGUCGGUUUUAAAACCAUGGGACGUGGCCUUGGCAAGGUUGGGGCUUGGUUCCCAGGAUUUGCUACGAUUUGCUGCCAAAGUUUGACUGCAAAAUUUCUGGAGAUGUCUCCUGACCUUCUUUCCUCUACUGAAGUCAUUGCUGGAACUCUUCCUGGCUAUCAAACCAAAGGGCAGGUCUCUGAGCCUUGUCACUCUCGGGCAGAGUGGGGCGAGGGGGCUGAGGCAUUGCUGGGGGAAGGUGGCCCACCAGAGAGGGUGCCAGAGGAUGGGAAGGGCUCCCCUCUCCAGUUGCCCCAGUCCUCAGACUGACUUUCAUCUCUUCGGGUCUCCUUCGGAUGGCUGAAUUUGAUCUUAUUUAAGAUGCUUAGGAGAAUCUUGAUAACUCUGUAAUUAGAAGGUCUCCACUGAUGGCAGUAACUAUAGCAGUGAUUUCAUCAGGGCGAUUGGAGGUGCCAGCAGGAGUCCAGAGGAGGGUGGUAAUUAGAAUUCUAACAUCAGGAAGGGGAGGGAAGCUGUGGUCUAGGGCUGGAGCGGGGAAAGCGUGGCAGAGGGCAGGGCUGGUGAAAAAGGGCUCAGGUGACACCGGUUCCCCUCAGCCCUCCCUCCCACCCACCCACCCCCAAAUUGGACUAUUAGUGCCCGGUGAGGGUAAACCAGUUUUGUCUGUCCUGGAGCUGCCAGUGCUGGGCCUUGUGGCAUUACGGUAGCUUUUCAUCGAGAAGGCCCCAGAAUGGGGCACGGAGUGAGCCAGAGAGGCUAGCUGGUCCCUCCCCUCCAUCCCUCCCUCCCGGGAAACAGGUGAGAAGUCUAGGAGGAGCUGGGGUGGGGUCGGAAUUCAGGUACCUUAAGUGUGAAUUGGUCCCACAUGCUGCUGGGGCAGCAUAGUUGCUGUGGUUUCCUCUUUGACUCUUCCUGGACAGGUUCCAGCCUCUGUCCUGAAACCUCCCAAUACCCACUGUUGCGUUUUCGAGGUGAUGACUCCAGGGCUGUUUGUCAUCUUCCCGAGCCCGUGGCUCCCAGGCUGCCACAACGUCUCUGCUCCCUAAGAGUAGCCACUUCAGGGAGGUUCGGGAGCUUCUCAGACUGCUCGGCCUCCCAGCGGCCUGAGCAGGUGGGGAGAGCUGUCUUCUUUUAGAGGUUCUCUGGGCCUGGGUCUACAGGCGGGGCCCGGAUGGAGCUUGUGGGUGGCUCUCGGCGAUAUGGGUCAACGCAAGUGGCAUUUUUCUCAUUUGGGUCUGGUCAUUGCUCCUCUCCCUACUCCGGGGUUGGUUUUCUCCCCAGGGAGAGAAACGAUGCUCUAGACUCUUCUAGACACUCCAGGACCUUGCCCGGUCCCUACGCACCCCUGAAGUGGUCAGAGACCCCUAUUUGGGCACCCAGCUCUGAGCACCAUCACUCCCACUCGGACUCGAUGGCCGGGGCCAGGUUCACCGUGUGGUCCGGGGAGGGGAAGGAUUGGGCUCUGGGUUUUCGGACUCAGAAAAGAGUUCUCUGGGAUAAGGCGGGAGGGUGAGUUUGAAGUUGAGAAUCAGGGAUUUGGGUCAGGAAAUGAGUCCAAAGCCACCCUGUUUCCUCUGGUAAUCGACCAACACCAAGUUCUUAGGGAGCUGGGCUCUUGCUGGUUCAGGUGCGACAGGGAAGAAGGGAAACGCCUGCCAGAGAAGAGUGCCAGCUGGUGUCCUGGGAGAGCCAGACAGAGCCUCUGAUGUAGCUCCUCAGAAGUGGCACCUACUAGCAAGCAGGCCUUGGCUACCAGGUGGGGCCUUUGGAACCUUUGCCUCCUCCUCUUCCUCUCGUUCCUAUCCUCGUGACAUCCAUUAUCUCGCAACAGAGUGAACACUAGGGCCAGUGUUCCUGCAGAGCUUCUGGGCUGGAGCACCUUGCAGCCUCUCCUAAGAAAAUAGUGAUCGUCUGUUUAUGUAUGACGUUUUGGCGGGGCUAAUUUGAAGGGCAGACAGCUGGGAGGAUUCAGGGGGUUGGGAAUGGUUUGGGAGUGAUUCCCCCCUCUCGCCUCCCGUUCUUACCCCCGCAAUCUCCUCGCUGGAUACCUUGAAGCUGGUGCUCUGGCAGAUUUUCCUAUUUGCAGGGAUCUGUGCCCCCUCGGGCUCCCUUCUGCUUGGCCGGUCUGUGCCAUUGGCGAUGGACACUCAUUCUGACCUGACCCUUUCGGGGAAAGGCACAGCUGCAAGCGUUUACCGCCGGACAAACCUAGCUUGUCGGAACAACGUCUGCUGAGCGGUGGGGGAUGAUACCAUUUUUUAGGCAAUUUGGGAGAUUAGGUGUGCGGAUGGGGUGAGUUCCCCACGCUCCUGGCAAGUUCUCCAGGGCAGUUGUCUGAAUCGAAACUCUUUCUGGAGUCUCUGGAAACCCAGGGUCACCCAAGCAAGGGAUGAAGAAACUCUGCAGAAAUCUCAGAGGCCCCAGGCUCUUCAGAGAUGCUCAGAGAUAACCCUUUGCUGAUGCUGCAGAGCUCUGCUCUCUCCUCCGAGCUCCCUCUCCUGUCCCCUGCCUGUUGUCUCCAUGUUACUUAUUCUCCUGGCUAGAAGAAGGAUCUGGAAAGAUAACGGGAGUUUUGCCCUUGUCUCGCAAUGGUCAUGUAAAGUCACUGAUGUCUUCAAAGUCUAUUUUUUUCCUUGUAAAGCUAUUUUUGUCAGAACAGAAGCAGCAUCGAUGACCUCCCUCCCCGUUCUGCCUCACCUAGGAUCCGUGUUGGGCUGUAUGUAAUGUCUCCGUGUCCAGAGUGAACUAGGUGACCUUAUUUGUAUAAAAUGUUAUUUUGUCACAAAGCAAUAGAAUAAAAAGGAAGGUUUUUUUUCACAUUA
This is a messenger RNA of Ornithorhynchus anatinus (platypus), 4646 nucleotides long. RefSeq names its product unc-119 lipid binding chaperone B (gene UNC119B). The record is from RefSeq and is a predicted model, not a curated record. Gene Ontology annotation, molecular function: lipid binding. Gene Ontology annotation, biological process: lipoprotein transport; cilium assembly; nervous system development. NCBI's taxonomy places the organism in Eukaryota, Metazoa, Chordata, Mammalia, Monotremata, Ornithorhynchidae. Bases 23 to 799 code for a protein of 258 amino acids. Gene Ontology annotation, cellular component: cilium. The transcript has 5 exons.